This is a messenger RNA of Mollisia scopiformis, 2811 nucleotides long. RefSeq lists its product as uncharacterized. NCBI's taxonomy places the organism in Eukaryota, Fungi, Ascomycota, Leotiomycetes, Helotiales, Mollisiaceae. The transcript has 3 exons. The record is from RefSeq and is a predicted model, not a curated record. The coding region runs from base 1 to 2811 and encodes 936 amino acids.
AUGAUGAACGGCCAGAGGAAAGCGCUGCCUCCGAGGCCGAGUCAGGAUUUGGGAUAUGGAGGUAUGCAGAAUGGCUACGGGAAAGAGAAUGUGGACCCUAGGAGUAUUGGCCCUCAGAAUGGGAGGAAACCAAGCACACAGGAACCCAGUGGAAGAGUGAUCCUGCAAGGUUACGGGAACGAGAUCUCGAAUAGCUUUGAGCGUACGCCUCGAUAUAAUCCUAGUAAUCCGUCCAGACCUCAAAGCUCAAAUCUUGUUAAUGUCGAUGAUCCGAUACAAAUACACCUACUUGUUGAGACUGCGCUGGGCGACAGCAAAGAGUUCGAAAUUUUGUCGCAAGAAGAGGUCGAUGACCUGAAGAAACAAUGCCAAGUCCUUACUCAACGGAUAGAACAGACAAGGCAAAAUCUCGCGAUUCAGUCAAAGUACCGAGAUGCUGCGAUAUCGAUGGGAAAGCUAUAUACCACGAAUGACAAGAAGAAGAGCAUAGAUAGUCAAGAUGGCAAGAAGGAUAGGAGGAGUAUUUUUGGCCAUAAUCGUGUGGGCAGUGACCAGGUCCGGGAGGCAGAACAAGAGCGCAUGGCCAGCGAGAGGAAAUGCGAGGAGUUGGCUGCCGAGCUGUGGUCCUUGGAGAAAAAGAUUAUAGAUCCGCAAAGCAGACUACUAAAGCACACGGCAGGCAUUCUACAAAUGACGCAUAAAGGUCCGAAGAAUCUACCCAAAGGUCAAAAUGGUGUACCACAGGUUCCAGGAAGUCCGGAGAGCAUGUUCACAUAUUCCAACGCACGGAAUAGUAUCGAACCUAUAACUGACGAACUAUUCUUCGAUGACCGAAGUCUCUACAAGCCCGCAGAUGGAUUCGGCGAUUUACGACUUAAUGACAGCUUUGCACCACCUCCCAAAUCUGCUGGGAGAGAGCAAAUGCAGAUGAUUGCUCGGACCGAGCAGAGACUGGACGAUUUGAAUACUCGUCUACGGGCAGUCAUCGUCAAGGUUAAUCCUGAACGAGAUGGGACUUAUGGAACUCCGCCAGUCUCCGGAACCGAUCGAGACGGAACAGGUGAAAUGCUGCAAAGACAUCUGGAAUAUCUUGAGAGGAGCAUUUCUACUAUCGACGAUGAGCAUACUCGAGCUUUGGCAAAGAGCACGCAAGAUUCAGAGAAGAAUGUUGGUAGGAAGUUUCAAGAAUCACAAGCAGCAAUGGAACAAAGACUUCAGGAAUCAGAAGCAGCUGCAGAGCGGAGACUGCAAGAGUCUGAAACGGCUAUGGAAGAGACUCUGGAAGGGCUAAACCAUGACCUACGAAAUCUCCUACUUCCGUACGAUGCCGAUCGUCCGGAACCUCCUCAGAUUAAUGGAAUGGUGGAUGACCAGUUGGCAUAUUUUCAAGACAGUUUAGCCGCUAUGGAGAUGGAGCUUUCUCGUGCUUCCAGCAGUGAGAACAAGAAUUCAGGCAACCAAGAUGACGUUGAGCAAAUGCAGACUGUUAUGAUGGGACUGUGGGAUAUCAUCCAAUCCGGCGAUGAGAUUGAGCGGCAGAGGAAGCUGGAGAGGAAGAAGGUCACGUAUAACCAGAAUCUUGACGAUGAGGACGAUUCUGCAGAUGAUGGCGGAGAUCCAAAUGAACCUUUCUCGCUCCAGGGCUUUUCUGCAAAGGUCCAAUGGCUUUACACUCAAGCUACUCGGUUGAAGGAUCAAAAGAAGGUGUUGCAACGCCAGAUUAAGCAGCAACGAGAGCUGAACAGCAAGUCCGAUGCCACGAAAGAUGCUGAGAUGAUGCAGAAAGUAGAAGAGCUCGAACGGACCCAAAAUCUCUUGACCAGAACCGAAAUGGACGCCGACAGAGUCAGAGAACAACUCACUCUUGUGAUGGAGAAGCUCGAUGAGUCAAAACAGCAAGAACAAUUACGAGAGCAAUCUAGAGCUACUGAUGAGUCCUCCCAAGUCCGCGCGGCUCACGCCGAGUUGGAUCAAAAGAACGAGAUGAUUGCUACUCUGGAGGAAGAAUUGCAGGAUCUGAAGGACGACCAAUCUAUCGGCAACGCAGAAUUGCAAGGCAGGAUUGCUGACUCUGAGACCAAGAUUGCUACCUUGACACAAGAACUGGCAGCUGCAGCGGCGGCGCAAGCAACUUUCGAAGCUAACGUCAAGGCCAAGGAGAAGGAAGUUGAGGACACGGAGCAAGAGAUGGAGAACAUGAACAUGGAGAUUGCUCGUCUACAAACUGAAGUCACCAUCGCCAGGGCGGAGUUAGAUGGAGCUUAUGGCUCUCGAGCUCAACGUGCUGCUGAAGUGGCUGCCAAUCCCGUCAUUCAGAAAGAAAUUGAUGAUCUCAAGGAGAAGAACGCUUCCCUGGCCAAUGAACUCGCCACGCUCCAGUCAAGGGGAACUGCAAAUCCAGAAACGGACGAGAAGAUGAAGACCCUGAAAAAGGAACUUGAGGAAACCAUCGAGGAAUACGAGCAAAUGACCAAAGCUAGUAUUGAAUGGGAGAAGGAGAGAGAACAGCUUGAGGGCACCAUCGAUAAGUUGAGAGAUGAGAGGGAGAAGAUGGAAGCUGAGUUGAGUGACGAGAAAGUUCGGUGGUUAGGAAUGAAGAGUCCUGGUCUUGACGGAAGUGCUCCUGGCUCAACAAGUACGACAGUGUUGAAGAAUGAGUUCAAGAAGAUGAUGAGGGACACAAGGGCCGAGAGUGCGAAGGCUUUGAGGGCUGAACAAGCUGAGAGGAGAAGAUUGGAGGAUGAGCUAAGAGCACUGAAGAGAGCUCAAGGACCGGGCAAAUCGAGCCUGAGUCAGAGUGUCGGUGCUUAG